ACUUUUCCACCAGCUCCGCGUCCGCCGCUCCCCGCGCCUCGUCCCCUUCCCCCUCCUCGCCCAGCGGCUGCCGCUGCCCGCGAUGGUGGCCGCGCUGCUGGGCGGCGGCGGCGAGGCCCGCGGGGGGACCGUGCCGGGCGCCUGGCUGUGCCUGAUGGCGCUGCUGCAGCUGCUGGGCUCGGCGCCGCGGGGCUCGGGGCUGGCGCACGGCCGCCGCCUCAUCUGCUGGCAGGCGCUGCUGCAGUGCCAGGGGGAGCCGGAGUGCAGCUACGCCUACAGCCAGUACGCCGAGGCGUGCGCGCCGGUGCUGGCGCAGCGCGGCGGGGGCGACGCUCCGGGGGCCGCCGCCGCUGCAGCCCUCCCGGCCUCGGCCGCCUCCUUCUCGUCGCGCUGGCGCUGCCCGAGCCACUGCAUCUCGGCCCUCAUUCAGCUCAACCACACGCGCCGCGGGCCCGCCCUGGAGGACUGUGACUGCGCGCAGGACGAGAACUGCAAGUCGACCAAGCGCGCCAUUGAGCCGUGCCUGCCCCGGACGAGCGGCGCCGGCGCGGGCGGGGUCAUGGGUUGCACUGAGGCCCGGCGGCGCUGCGACCGCGACAGCCGCUGCAACCUGGCGCUCAGCCGCUACCUGACCUACUGCGGUAAGCUCUUCAACGGGCUGCGCUGCACCGACGAGUGCCGCACCGUCAUCGAGGACAUGCAGGCAGUGCCCAAGGCGGCGCUGCUCAAUGACUGCGUGUGCGACGGUCUCGAGCGACCCAUCUGUGAGUCGGUCAAAGAGAACAUGGCCCGCCUGUGCUUCGGCGCCGAGCUGGGCAAUAGCCCGGGCAGCAGCGGUUCAGACGGGGGCCUAGACGACUACUACGACGAGGACUACGACGACGAGCUGCGCCCCGGGGGCGCAGGCGGUGAGCAGCCGCUGGACGAUGACGACGGCGUCCCGCACCCGCCGCGCCCGGGCGGCGGCGCUGCUGCGGCGGGCGGCCGCGGGGAACUGCCGUACGGGACCGGGCGCAGGAGCAGCGGCGGCCGCUCGGCGCCCCGAGGCGCCUGGACCCCCCUCGCCUCCAUCUUGCUGCUGGUGCUGCUCGGGCCGCUCUUUUAGACCCCGCGGCCCCAGCCAUUGGCUGCGGAAGGGCCCGCGUCCCGCUUACGCGCGCGCUCUCCGCUUGCCCGUGAGCCGGGGCACCUGUGGCUUGGGGACAGAUAGAGAGGAUGGUUGGGGAUACUUCCCAAAACUUUUUCCAAGUCGACUGGGCCUAGCGCCGGUCUCCCCACCAUGAGUCUUGGCACUUUCCCUGUCUUCUCUCCCGAGCAGGACUUCUUGCACCUCCUCUCCCGCCCCCAUUCCAGGCUCCAGAAACUCCCACUUGUCUGCCCUCCAGAAACCUAGCUGUAGAGUUCAGGACGCUGGGGAGGAAACGGGCAUGGAGGGGACAGAACCGUAGUCCUGGACUCAGAAGGGAGGAUGCUGACCAAUGGGGCCUUAACAGUUCCAAGGGACUGGGCUUGGAGCAGGGAGUUUGAAGGAAGAAUUAUAUUUGCAGAGGGGCUGUUUAUUAGCAUUUUUCCUUUGAGGGGGAAAAAAAGUGCCAGUAUCGACUUUUUUUUUUUUUAUUGUGGCCAGUGAGGACAUUGCAAUCAAUCGUAAGUAAACAGAAAAGUCCCACUCACUGAUUCAUGCGUUUACUCUUGGUAUUAGAGCUCAGAAUUCUCAGUGACACAGAGGGGCGAGGGGGGAGCGCGGUGAUUGCCUUAGGGGGAGCCCCUGAAUUGGUUUUGGAUAACUUUGAGCCCUUGACCUUAAUUUCCUUGGUACCACUCUGAUCUCUUAGCACAUUUCUUAGGAUUAGUGGUCAAAAAAUGCUGAUCUAAGGGGUUGCUAUGGUGUUGAACAAUGCAACUUUUUAUUUAAAAAAGCUCUGCACUGCCAUCUAUGAAAACCUCUUUAUGAUGUUUGUUUUGUUGUCCUUUUUGUUCUUUACAUCAAGAAAUUGUAUGUUCAAAUAUGCGGAGAACAUAUAUUGCCUCUGCUCCUAUCAGGGUGCUAAACCCUGGUACAUCGUAUAUAAAGUGUAUUAAAACUGGGGUUUGUUACCAGUUGCUGUACUUUGUAUAUAGAAUUUUUAUAAAUUGUAUGCUUCAGAAAUAAUUUAUUUUUAAAAAGAAAUUAAAAGUUUUAAAUUCACAUUCAUAUUACACCCUCACUCCCCCCAAUGUACAGAAUCCAUUUAUCACCAGGGAUCCAAACCCACAGUCCAUUGUGAAGUGUGCUCUAUUUAGAACAGUCGUAAAAUGUACAGUGUAUUUUAUAGAUUUGAAGUUAACAUUCUUAUUUUCAAGAGAAUUUAUGGACGUUGUAGAAAUGUAUAAAUGCAUUUCCAAACUGCCUUAAACAUUGUAUUUUUAUAGACAUCAUUUUUUAAAAAUCCUAAGUUUUAAAUAACUAUGGAUUUGUGUAUUUUUUGAUUAUUUGUUUUAUUAAAACGUGUACAUCAGUAAAGAGUUUUAAACAAUGAA
Lemur catta (Ring-tailed lemur) is the source of this 2520-nucleotide messenger RNA. It is a transcript of the gene GAS1, whose product is annotated as growth arrest specific 1. The coding region runs from base 83 to 1105 and encodes 340 amino acids. The record is from RefSeq and is a predicted model, not a curated record. The transcript has a single exon. Lineage: Eukaryota; Metazoa; Chordata; Mammalia; Primates; Lemuridae. Gene Ontology annotation, cellular component: plasma membrane. Gene Ontology annotation, biological process: negative regulation of mitotic cell cycle.